GAAGCCACCAAGACGCGUGGAAUCUCUGGCAAUAUAGACACUGAAUAUACACGGUGAAUAGGGAACAAUAUUGGAAUAAAAUCUCGGGACGAAUGCUUCGCGCUUACACUUUUUUAACUGCUGGUGUCUUCAUGCCGGGCGGCAGAGCAUCGCCUUUCGGUACACUGCACACAGUGCUCGCUACUCUCCGAAGAACACCUGUUCCGCGAACCGCGUAUGUCCAGUUCUUUGGGCUCCGACUAACUCUAGUGAUCAGAUAUGAACAAAUGACAGCAGAAAUCAAGACGACAUACCCAAUUCAAACAUAUCUCUCAUCUUUCCCAGAUGGGCGCGAUUGUCCAUUUAUCCAUCUCUACCGCACUCCCCGUUGUCAGCUGAAUAUGGAGUGGUACCCUCGCAUGAAGGCAUGGAUACAAUCAUACAGCGGGCAGGGUAGCACAUCUUCCAUCGCAGGCAGUUGUCCAAUAACACAGAAGGUUUUCGCUGGUAAACGACCUCGGAUCUUUCGUUUCUCCCAACGUCGUUCGUCAUCUUCUCAAUCUUUAAUAGGGUUCAGAAGACCGGUAUGUGGUCCAAAGGAAAGAACACAGGCGUUCUGUGAAGCCACAAGAUGUGUUAGAACUUAGAAAUGCCUCACGGGUUCGAUACUGUCACACUAGAACGUUGCGGAAGCCCGCGGAGGUCAUGAGUGACAGCGUUCCCCGACGCAAGACGGCUUGUAGCAUGAGAUCACCAACGUCAAUAUCGCCAUAAAUUUUAGAAUUUUACAUAAAGAUAACUCCCCAAGCUGCGCUGCCAUAUCCACCGAGUUGGCUAAGCGCGAAUAUCGGAUGUCAUUGUAGCUGAUUCUCCGAGCCAGCGUCCUGAGCCAAGUGGUGGGGCGGCAUCAGUGGAGGCCUCUGCAUCAA
This is a messenger RNA of Desarmillaria tabescens, 908 nucleotides long. RefSeq lists its product as uncharacterized. NCBI's taxonomy places the organism in Eukaryota, Fungi, Basidiomycota, Agaricomycetes, Agaricales, Physalacriaceae. The record is from RefSeq and is a predicted model, not a curated record. The transcript has 2 exons. Bases 93 to 626 code for a protein of 177 amino acids.